Molecule: messenger RNA, 3498 nt
Organism: Suncus etruscus (white-toothed pygmy shrew)
Lineage: Eukaryota; Metazoa; Chordata; Mammalia; Eulipotyphla; Soricidae
Product: TP53-binding protein 1-like
Biological process (GO): DNA damage checkpoint signaling; positive regulation of transcription by RNA polymerase II
Cellular component (GO): nucleus
Molecular function (GO): histone binding
Source: RefSeq, a predicted model, not a curated record
CAGAUGGACCCGACUGGAAGUCCGUUGGAAUCGGGUUUCUCUCAGCAAGACACCCCUUGUCUCCUCAUCGAAGACUCCCAGCCUGAAAGCCAGGCUCAAGACGAUGCUGAUGUUGCUGCUGCAGCUGGUGGUUCUCGCUUCCCUCUCCUCUCUUGACACCUCCCGCAUCUACUACCGGCACACUAAGACGACCCCGAGUUGGAUGUUGCAUCUAAUCCCAAACAAGCAGUUGAAGAAGAGCAAGGAGACAAUAAUGGUGAACAUAUGAAAGAAAAAGUGGAAGAACCUAUGGAUUCUUCUCAUUUGGACACAUGUGGUUCCAUCAGUCCGGUGAUAGAACAGUUACCUCAGCGAAAGAGAACAAGCAGUAUUCUGGAAAUGCCGGUAGAAUCUGCUCCUAUGGAAGAAAAGGAAAAAGAGAUGGGAGAGAAAGUACAAGAUGAAAAGGAAGAAGAUAAUCUGGAUGAGAUCACACACUCCCUUGAUGGUGAAGAUCCGGCUUCAUCACAGUUAGGCUUUGGUGUUUUGGAACUUUCCCAGAGCCAGGAUGUUGAAGAAAAUACUGUGUCAUAUGAAGUAGAAAAAGAACAUGUCAAGUCAGCGACCACCAACUCUGGGUAUACUGGGCUGUCCAAUGUUGAUGCUAAUAUUGCAAUGAAACUUAAAGAACAGUCUAGUGAUGCUCUCUCCAUGGCAGAACAACCCAACAAGGAUGUCACUGCCAAUAAGGAUAUAAAGGUGGCAAAAGAGCAAAAUCCCCUACUUGCAAGGUCAGAGAACAUGAUUACUAGUUCCAAAGUAUCUCUUGCUAUGGAAGCAAAACAACUAUCUGCUCAAGAACAUCUGGAAAGUGGACUGCAGGUUGAGAAGUCACCAGAGUCUCGGGUUUUGUCUACUCAGGAAGACAUGUUUGACCAGAGCAGUAAAACAGAUUGUUCCACUCCUUCAAGAGAAGAUGGUGGGUGUUCUCUGGCCUCCACACCUGCCACUACUCUGCACCUUCUGCAGCUUUCUGGUCAGCGGUCUAUUGUUCAAGACAGUCUUUCUACUGAUCCAAUGAAUAUGUCAGUGUUACCUGAAGAAGGAGGAGAAACUUUUCAGAAGAAAUUUACACCAGUAGAGAUAGAUAAUCAUCCUCUUCCAGCUGAGCCUAUUAUAUCACCACACGCUUCAACACCAGUAUCUCAGAGCACACCAGUCUUCACUCCUGGGUCACUCCCUAUCCCAACCCAACCAGAAUUUUCUCAUGACAUUUUCAUUCCAUCUCCAAGUUUAGAAGAACGAUCAAAUGAUGGGAAAAGUGGGGAUUUGCAUAGUUCCUCUUUGACUGUUGAGUGUUCUAAAACAUCAGGAAUUGGACCACAGAAUUCUACAGAGGAUAUUGGGCUAUCGCUGACAGGAGAUUCUUGUAAAUUGAUGCUGUCUGCGAGUGAGUAUAGUCAGUCCCCAAAGAUGGAGAGUUUGAGCUCUCAUAGAAUUGAUGAAGAUGGAGAAAACACACAGAUUGAAGAUACAGAACCCAUGUCUCCUGUUAUUAAUUCCAAGCCGGUUCCUGCUGAAAACAGUAAUGUCUUAAGGAAUCCAGCACAAGAUGAACAAGUAGAACUGAGUCAGAAUGAUGACAGAGAAAAGGGAGAAGACAUGGAAACAAGAGAUGGUAGUAGCAUUUUAACUACUGAUUGCAAAGGUAGAGAAGAUAGUGUAGCAGAAGAUGUCUGUAUUGAUCUCACAUGUGAUUCAGGGAGUCAGGCAGUUCCUUCUCCAGCUACUCGAUCUGAAGCACUCUCUAGUGUGUUAGAUCAGGAAGAAGCUAUGGAAAUAAAAGAUCAUCAUCCAGAGGAAGGGUCGACAGGUUCUGAUGUGGAAGAAAUCCCUGAGACUCCGCGUGAAAGUCAAGAAGAGGAGCCUAAAGAAGAAGAAAUGGAGAGUGAGCCACUCCAUCUUUCUCUCGCUGAAACCCAAUCCCAAGGAUUGUGUCUUUCAAAGGAAAUUGCCAAACAAGAGUGCCAGGACACUAUGGAAGUUGAAACCAGCGUGAUUAGUAUUGAUUCCCCUCCAAAGCUCCCAGUACUUGACCAAGAAUUAGAACAUAAGGAUCAGGAAGCUUGGGAAGAAGCCACUUCAGAGGAUUCAAGUGUUGUCAUCGUAGAUGUGAAAGAACCAUCUCCAAGAGGUGAUGCUACCUGUGAACCUUUGGAAGGAGUAGAGAAAAGCUCAGAUUCCCAGUCAUGGGAGGAUGAUGCUCCAGAAAUGGAACCAUGUGCUGAGAAUAGGUCAGAUCUCCAAGAAGAAAAGAGUGCAGAAAGAGAUUUGAAAUCAGUGACUGCAGAAAAGGAAACUAUUGAGGCAGACUCCCCACAGCCUCUCUUGACUAUCCUAAGAACGGAUGAUGCCCUGAGACGUAAUGAAGAGAUGCGGCAGACUCAAUCUCAAGAUAGAAAAGAUAAUACCUUAACAGAAAACUCAAAAAUGGCUAAUGCAAACCAGCUGGGUGCAGGUAUAGAGGCCCAGCAGCUGGAUAAGGCUCAUGCAUCACAAAGCUUCUGUGAAAGCUCUAGUGAAACUCCAUUUCAUUUCACUUUGCCUAAAGAAGGUGAUAUUAUCCCACCAUUGACAGGUGCAACCCACUUAAAAUUGGAGCCUAAAAGGCAUAGUACUCCUAUUGGUGUUAGCAGUUACCCAGAAAGCACUGUAGCAGCCACUGAAGUGAUGUCUGAAAGUAUGGUGGAGACGAAUGAUCCUAUACAUGAGAACGAAAAAGGAGAUUUUGGGACCACCCCAGAAACAGAUAAGUUGUCUCUAAGAAUGAAACUGGUGACUCCUGAGACUGAGGAAAGUGAAGAAUCUUUGCAGUUUACCCUGGAAAAACCUACAAUUGGUGUAAGAGAAAGCAGAUCUGCUGCUGUUGCUGAGGCUGUUGCCAGUCCUCAGAAGACCGUGUCUGUGUUUAGCUCUGAAACUCGGCAACAUAAUGAGGCUCGAAGUCAAGAUUCCCAUUCUGCACCCAUCAGGGGGAACUUACUUCGUUUUCCAAGUACUCAAGAAGACAAAGAAAAAUUGGGAUCUGAUGAAAGGAUCAGACAGAGUCAACAGUCUGUGAAACCCACUAGUCCUGCCAGGGACCAUACUUUUCCUUUCUCCCAGCGGAUGACUAUACAGAGGUCAUCUAGUCCUCAAGAGGAAGCAAUGGAGACAGGUGUCCCAGAAGGCCAGCAAGAAGGACAAAAUAAUAAUCGGGAAAAACCUGUUAAGGCCUUGAUUGAAAGGCCCAGCCAAAAUAACAUAGGAAUCCAGACAAUAGAACAUUCCCUGUCGGCCCCAGAAACUGUUUCAGCAGCAACUCAGACUGUAAAGAAUGUUUGUGAACAGUGGACGAGUACAGUGGACCAGAACUCUGGAAAGCAAGAUGCUACAGUUCAGACUGAGAGAGGGAGUGGUGAAAAGCCAGUCAGUUCUUCUGGGGAUGAUACAGAGUCACUGCAUAGCCAGUUGCUCUAG